Molecule: messenger RNA, 1070 nt
Organism: Arachis duranensis
Lineage: Eukaryota; Viridiplantae; Streptophyta; Magnoliopsida; Fabales; Fabaceae
Product: S-formylglutathione hydrolase
Exons: 7
Coding region: 61-921 (286 amino acids)
Biological process (GO): formaldehyde catabolic process
Cellular component (GO): cytosol
Molecular function (GO): S-formylglutathione hydrolase activity
Source: RefSeq, a predicted model, not a curated record
UUAACGCUUACAGAGAGUAGAGAGUAGAGAGUGAGGUGAAAGAGAAAGAGUGAAUCGGAAAUGGAAACGGCACCAAGCGAAAUCAGCAGCUCGAAGAUGUUCGGCGGUUACAACAAGAGGUACAAGCACUUCAGUCCAACACUUGGAUGCUCCAUGACCUUCCACGUGUACUUCCCUCCUUCUUCUUCUUCUUCCUCCGCCAAAUUCCCUGUUCUGUACUGGUUGUCGGGGCUGACAUGCACUGACGAGAACUUCAUCGCUAAAUCGGGCGCUCAGCGUGCUGCUUCCGCUCACGGCCUCGCUCUCGUUGCUCCAGAUACUUCUCCUAGAGGCUUAAAUGUAGAAGGAGAAGCAGAUAGCUGGGACUUUGGUCUAGGUGCUGGGUUUUAUCUCAAUGCUACACAAGAGAAGUGGAAGAAUUGGCGGAUGUAUGACUAUGUUGUCAAAGAAUUGCCGAAGCUUCUGAGUGAUCAUUUUCCGCAGCUUGAAACAUCAAAUGCUUCUAUAUCUGGUCACUCUAUGGGUGGACAUGGUGCUUUAACAAUCUACCUGAAGAAUCUGGAUAAAUAUAAGUCAGUCUCCGCUUUUGCACCAAUUGUAAAUCCUAUAAAUUGCCCUUGGGGGCAGAAGGCAUUCACAAAUUAUCUCGGAGACAAUAAAUCUGAUUGGGAGGAGUAUGAUGCCACCUGUCUGAUAAAGAAAUUUAAUGCUGUACCCGGCCACAUUUUGAUUGAUCAGGGGGAAGAUGACAAAUUUUUGAAGGAUCAAUUGCUACCUGGCAAGUUUGAGGAGGCAUGCAAGAAUGCUAAUGUUCAACUCAAGUUGCGGCUUCAAGCUGGCUAUGAUCACUCAUAUUUUUUCAUUUCGACCUUCAUAGAAGAUCACAUCCAGCAUCAUGCCAAAGCUCUUAGUGCACUGUAAUGAUCAAGAACUAUUUCUGCUGUACUGGAUUUACUUUAUUUGCUUGUGAUACCUUUUAUUAAAAUGUGGAUUGAGAUUCAUUUCUCUCGAGUUCAAAACUAGUCCUACGGUCGUCAAUGUAAUAUAUAGUCUUCGGCUUUGUUGUUCUA